This is a messenger RNA of Linum trigynum, 7843 nucleotides long. The record is from the annotation of a GenBank genome assembly. Lineage: Eukaryota; Viridiplantae; Streptophyta; Magnoliopsida; Malpighiales; Linaceae.
CCUGUAACCAUUAUGCUGGAUUUGUACUUGCAUAUUGUUUUGACAUCAUUGCAGCGACGCGUCUUGCUUUCAGGUCAUUUCUGGUCAAGCAUUCAAACCUUCAAAAGAUAUUUGCUUGCUGCUGGAUUCUCACCUGGCGACCCUUAAAGAGGGGUCCUAGAAGCAAUCCUACUUAAAUGGUUCGGUUUGGCUUGGUUGAAACAUGCAAGUUCAUUACAAUUUACAAGUCUUGAGGUGGAGCUAGAAAUUCUAUUUGUCCAAGUGAUAUGAUGCUGAGCAUCCUGUUUUUGCAAGUUGGAAGGAAGAUUCAUACAUAACAACACUGUUUUCUGUCCUUGAAGAUAUAUCUGCAGCACCAUCUGGUUCUUGAACUCACGAUUCAAUGAGAGCAUGUUUUGGAAGGUGUGGACAACCCUACCUCUGACAAGUUUUGUUUCUUUGUGAGAUUCUUGCGUUCUUCAGGAUGUCGAUACUUCUAUGCUACUCUUGUUGUUCAUUUAUUAUUUCCUUAGAACUAUUGAAAGUACUGAUGGAAUCCUAGCUUUGACAUAGUGCUGGAAGUGUAAACCUUGGGGUUGAGAGAUUAGUGAUGAGCUUAUACAUCUUCAUGAAUUCUAUCAGCUAAACUAGAAGUUGUACUGCCUUCAUUUUGUAAUGAAGUUGAUUCAUUCCUCAGUUAUAUUAUGCGAUUAAGGAAUGUCCUCUUGAUGUUUAUAAUGUGAUUGUGGACCAUUGCGACUGUGAACAUGAAAGCUGAUGUUGGAUCUUUGACUGACCAAAGCCAUUACCUUUCAUCCGGUCUUCUGUUGGCAGAACUCAAGGAAUACAGAUUCUUAUUACAUCUUACCACUAUUUAUUUCUGAUAGAUACCUCUUUCGAUCGACCUGUUAUUGUUGUUGGUUUUCUUCUGCUCUCAAACCCAACAAAGGAUGAACCUUCAUGUGGUUCGACGAAGGAUGCAGUGCAAUGUCCUAAAUUAGUAUACCUUCACGAUUGAAUGUCUAUGAAUGAUCUGCCCAGUUCUGUUAUGUUUUGGCUUCGAUUCAUUUGUUAACAAGGGAAUCUUGCUUGAUGCUUAGUCCCCAGACCAACUUCUUUCUCAUGUCACGUAAUGUGAGCCGCUGCACUGCAUUGGUUCGUCUGUGAGAAAGUUGAAGAAGGGAACCAGGUUCAUAACAGUUCACAAAUGGGCUUUUGAGAAGCCAGUCUUACUACCAGCAGCUUGGAUUACGAGAGCCCGCUCAUGAAUGGACUAGCCAGGCAGAGAUGGGCUAGGCCGACACUUGUUGGACAAUGAGACUCCUCAGUAACGGCCCACAAAGUCUACCUGUUUGUUUCCUCCCCUUGUCGGUUGUGGUGGUCCUGCAUUUCCGCCACUGAAGUUCUGAAGCGAUCGGUGAUGAACCUUUCUCCUCACCGCCAGAGUGUUGCCGUCAAAGUAAAAGCCUGUAAGUCCGGCAUCUCUCUCUGGAGAUAAAAUCAAUAAGCAUAAUCCAAUUCUGCUCGGUUCAUUUGGAAUCCAAGGCAGGGCUGAAAUCUUUGGAAACUGUCGAGAUAGUUGAUGGGACAAAUCUGGGUAAUCUUGAUGGACUCGACAGUCUCCACAAACUUGAGUUUUUUCAGGCUGUGAUGCAUUGGGAAGACUACCUAGUCUAGCGUCCUUGAGCAAGUUAAUCUAGUUCCAUAGCUUUCGCUGCCCUCUUCUCACAGAAUUCGGAGGCCUUGGAGGGCUAAAUCAUUGCAAGUGUUUGAGGUGGAUAGCGCUGAGAGUUUAACUCGAGUCCAUGGCCUUGGGAAUCUCCUAUGUUUUCAGAAAGUUGCAAACUUUGAGGAUAUGGAAUCGCCCUCGUCUCACAGCACUAACAUCCCAUGGACGGCAGCCUGACAGCCAAAUAGUACUCGAAUCCUUGAGAUAGUUGUCCAUCCGUGCAAGUGCAUCCCUACUGCAGAGUAUCUUCAACCAGAUGCUUUAUCCGACAAAGUUUCAGAGGCUUAUGGUAUUGGAACUUGGGGAGAUGGGGGCAAAAAUGCAGAGGAGUUAUUGCCUCGAAGCUCUGGAAGAUCUAGUUACACUGAUGUUGCUUCACGUAACGAUUAUUGGAUGCACAUCUUUGGAAAGAUUGCCUGCUGGUCUUUCUGGGUCGGAGCAAUUGCGAAGUAUUGAAAUCCAAGGAUGCAUGAAAUUAACUGAUCUCUUGGCUCUAAGCAACCUACGAUCUAAUGUUAGUGUUUGGCAGCCAAAUUCUGAUACAGAUUUGUACGACUCAGACUUGAGCUCAGAUUCGUGAAAGAGCAGUAUGUGAUUCAGUCUUUGCCCUCUCCAAUCAUUAGAGGGAAGCUGUUAUAUUACACUUUUUGAUGACCGUUAAAUUUCGGAUCUUGGAGGUAAUCACGCACCACUAUUUGUUACGCUGCACCUUAUUGUUUGUGUUUGAUGUUCAGACUGAGAUCUUUGAGGCAAGUAGAUUCUUACUAGAAAUGUUAGCCUUCAAGGCUUUCUUCUUUCCUCAGCAGACCCACAUUAUUGAGAUAUACUUUGUGCUGCAUGUCCCUUUGCAGAACUGAAAAUGACUCACGCAGUCUGAAUACCGGAGUGGGGCACGACUAGGAUUCUUGUUAGCAAAUUAAGGACUCUGAUUUCUUGUUGGUAUAUUGUCAAUAACUAGAACUCCCAAAACAUGAGGUGAAGAAAUGGUAUAGUGUAGGUGACAACCAGUCCAAAUGUUUAAAUUUAGUUGAACUAGAUGCUUGCAGUCUACUCAUUAUAAUUAGUCUCUCUACUCUAGUAACACGACUUACAUUUGAAGAAGUUAGGUGAUAGACUGGGUUUUAGUACAAAUUGAAGAUGUUUGGGGACUGGUUUUUAUAUCUAAAGUUUGGUGAUAGACUACCAUUUAGUAUGCUCUUCGUCAGUUUGACCAGCUUUUCCCUUAUGACGAAAGGAGCAGUAAGUCCUCUCUCAUGGCUGUAAUUUCCCACUGCUGGGAUUCGGCUGCUACUGCUUCUGGUUCUGCAGAUUAUCUAUCCUUCUAUGCUCUACGGUGUGUUAUAUUGGAUUUAUGCUUUAGCUCUUCCAAUUAUUUUCGUUCCAGCUCUCGUUCUUUCCAAGUGUUGGACUUUAGCACUUAUAAGAAAUAACCCACCCUUAGUACCGAAAUGGGUACUUUACAAGAAAGAAUUACUUCUACCAAAGAGGGGUCGAUAACUUCCAUUCAAGCGGUUUAUGUACCUGCAGACGAUUUGACUGACCCUGCUCCUGCCACGACAUUUGCACAUUUAGACGCUACUACUGUACUAUCAAGAGGAUUAGCCGCUAAAGGGAUCUAUCCUGCAGUGGAUCCUUAACGCGUUAGCUACAGCACUGCACGGGUCGAUACGCACAGCGCCCAGUAUCCAUCGUUUACGGCUAGGACUACUGGGGUAUCUAAUCCCAUACGCUCCCCUAGCUGAUGUUUGGGGACUGGUUUUUAUAUCUAAAGUUUGGUGAUAGACUACCAUUUAGUACGCUCUUCGUCAGUUUGACCAGCUUUUCCCUUAUGACGAAAGGAGCAGUAAGUCCUCUCUCAUGGCUGUAAUUUCCCACAGCUGGGAUUCGGCUGCUACUGCUUCUGGUUCUGCAGAUUAUCUAUCCUUCUAUGCUCUACGGUGUGUUAUAUUGGAUUUAUGCUUUAGCUCUUCCAAUUAUUUUCGUUCCAGCUCUCGUUCUUUCCAAGUGUUGGACUUUAGCACUUAGAAUUUCUUAUAUUAUUUGCUAGUCCUGCAGUGUUCCAUGUUUCCGAACUACUACUGUUUUUACUUUUGAGCUUCAGUCGUCAAGAACCCUCUUUCUUCCACCAUAGGUUCUCCCCUGCAAAAUGCGGUCGGGUGUGAGAAUCUCUAGCUCCUCAAGUAGUAUUGACGAUGAUUCGUUUGAAAAAAAACAAGAAACAAAAAGCAAACAGUGGUGAUUAUGAUGCUUCUGGUUCUUUUGGGUAAUGCAACUCAUAGAUACAUGUUACAAUUAUUGUUCUUGGUGUUCGUAUCUGAAGCAGAUUUGCUUUGUAUCUAAAACGUAUUUGUGUCGUAUACAAGCCUAUUUUUUAGAAAGUUGGGAUAUUUUAUCAUAUUCUGCAACUAUAGGUUAGUAUUCUAAGAUCUUUUUUCUCUCUAUCUGUAGAGUUUGUUCUCCCUUUGAGUCCUGUGUUUAUGUUUGAGAGUGGAAGUUGCUGCUCUGGACCCUUUGUGUCGUAUACAAGCAUAUUUUUUAGAAAGUUGGGAUAUUUUAUCAUAUUCUGCAACUAUAGAUUAGUAUUCUAAGAUCUUGUUUCUCUCUAUCUGUAGAGUUUGUUCAUCUCCCUUUGAGUCCUGUGUUUAUGUUUGAGAGAGGAAGUUGCUGCUCUGGACCCUUUGUGUGUUAUGAUAUGACAUUAAGUGUCGCCCCUUCUGCACCAACUCAAGUUCAAUGACAGUUUGUAGUUGGAAGUCCUAAUUGGAGUCCUAGAGUGCAAUUUUUGAAAGAUUUAACAAAACACUAAAAAAAUGUAUUGUCCAUUAUGUCAAGUUCUGGACUAUCGUUGCGUCCAUUUGUGUGUUGCUUUAAGAUGAUCAUGAUCAGUUGCCCUCAUGCUCCGUCUCAAGUUCAAUCAUGACAGUACCGGAAGUCCUAAAUCUAAGGGAGGAACUUUUUAAUGAUCUAACUAAACUACUAGAGAAUACUAUCCUUCAUGUUUAGAAACACUAAAUACUAUACAUUAUGUCAGGUUCUGGUCUAUUGAACUGUUCCGUUCCUUUGUGAGUUACCUUGAAAUGAUAGUAAUUAGUUACCCUCUGCUCGUCUCAAGUUCAAUCAAGACCGUAGUGUAAGUCCUAAUUGGAAUCCUAGAGGUUGAGCUAGAAAAUAUUUGAACUUUGUUGGUUCAUAAAUGAUGUUGUUGAUAUGACAAUUAUAUUAUCUGAUUAUGUAGUCACAGUCUCCCAGAGAUUCGUGAGUUAUGAUGAUGCGAGUUUGUGACGAUGCAACUUUGGAAGCAGAAUUAAAGUUCUGUUUUCCGGCCCUUUUACUUGCCAUAAGAUCGUGGAUUCCUUUUGGAUGGAAUAAUUUUUACUGUGGUGACGAAUCCUGAAGUCCCUUAAUUUAUUUUGCUGUUCAGAUGGCUUGAUGACAAUGUAGGAUCUUUGCUCGGUUAGACGCAUGACUUUGUCAUGCAUUAUGGGGUCUUUUGAGAGGAUUUGUGUGUUCCUAUUGCACAGUUUAUCUGAUUAUUAUUUAGAAGACUGAUAUGAUGAGAACCUUAAUACUAUGGGGUUUCCAAUAUAUUACCUUGCUGUUUGGGCUUAAUUGGAAUAAAAAAAUCAUCUUGCUUUCAAGUAAUUUCUGGUCUCCCUUCCUUCCAACCCUUCAAAACAUAUGUGCUUGCUUGAAACAAUUGACAGGGCUGGAAUCGAUCAUACUUAAAUGGCUGGGUUUGGUUUUUGAAACAUGCAAGUUCAUUUCAAGUGUAGGUGAAAAUUCAGAUGGACCUAGGACUUGGAUUUUAAGUUCUGUGUAAUAUGUCCGAGUGACGCUCGCAAACUGCCCUUGAUUAUGAUAUCCAGCAGCAUGUCGUUAUUGUCCCUUCGGGGACAUCCGGUAAAAUUGGAGCAGCAGCAUGUUGUUAUUACAGAAUGUGUCUGUUCUCUAUCCAAACUUUAUCUGUUGCACCAUCUAUUACUAUGGGUUUCUGCUGAUGGAUGAGACGAUUACAUAAGUUCUAUUUUGCUACACAUGUUUUCUGACUUUGCGAUCAAUCGGUUGCCAUUAGAGGAUGAGGUGACCAGAGAGAAUCUUCAAGUAUUGUGCUGCAUACGGAAGCAGUCUAUGGUGUAGCUAUUAGUAGAAUGUCCACAGUGAAGAGUGAUGCGCUGUUCUGGUAAGUGAGUCGGACCUAUUUGCUCAGUUACCCUUUACUUUUCUAUUGUUCUCGCAUGGAAGAAUGCAUAAGGUUGUUUAUAAUCUGUAUGAUAUGAGAUGGGUAGAUUGCAAGUUUGGUCACUAGGACAUGGAAAGUUAUUGCUGUAUUCUUCUUCAGAUUCAUCUUUCCUGAAGGACAUGGAAAGUUUUUGGAUUUUGUGAAGCGAGCAUGUACCAAAUUGAUGAAGGUCUUGUUUAUGAUUCAGAACCGGCAUCCUUAUUCGUUUAGGUAAAUCUGUCCGUCCACCGGUUUUGAAUUUCUGUUUAAACAAGAAAACUCAGCCUUUUCCGUAGCUCCUGUCCUUUUGAGCAAUUUCUGAUUCAAUGUAUGGUAAUGGCCAAGCGUGUGCUUGAAUGUGAAGAAUAUAAGCCGAGUCUUUCUGGCCGUGUAAUGGAUGAAAGUGUCAUUACAUUACACUAGAGCAGACGAAUAAAAAUAUGUCUAAUGUAGUCGGCGGUGUUCUCGCUUCGCUUCUUCCAAAUGAACCAUAAUACUCUUGUGCAAUGUCUUGAUAAGAAGAUAAUGAUUCUAUGCCCUGCUUCUUACUUCACUAGUUUCCUUAAAACACCCUCCAAAAUACAAAAUACUUGAAUCCAAGUUGCAUUUUGUGCUCUGUUCCACCGUGAUUGAGUCAAUCAAAAUGUCUUUUGCUUUUUGAAGGGAGCUACUUGACCUAUUUAAGCUCCAUACUACUUGAAUGGCUGUUCUCAUAUUUCACACUCUUGCUGUGAUAGUGUCAUAAUUUCUGAGAUGAGUUCUGUAACUUUUUUUAAUUUCACUUAUCACAUAAACUUCUGCUGAUUUUAAUUGAAGACAGUGAAAUGCAUAGCUGUGUAGAGUUAGCCAUUAUGUAUACUAGGACCUACAGCUACAGUAUCCAUGUUUUUGUCCUUGUUACUUCCAUGUAUGUUUAGGCUGCAAGUUCGACAUUUCUUGGCUCUUUGACAUGUGACGUGAGAGUAACUUGUUGAACUUUCAUGGAAAAACAGAAUGUUUGGUGAUACGUUGUUUUUGGGGCUCUAGUAUGUGAUUCAUCUGGAAGCCUCUCUGCAGAAACUUGUAUCAGGUUCAAAUUCACAACCGACUUCUCGAGGGUAAUGUCUAGUUCUCAAUUCAACUUGUUGGUGUGUCAGAUACAUGUUCUUUUGGGGUUUAAUUGUUAUUUGGUUGUUUUAUGAUACAUUGGAUAUUUCGGGAACUAUUGGAGUCAAAUCGGUUAGGUUAAGUCUUUGGGUAGUUAUUGGGAAUUAGUCGGAUUAUAUAUAUUAUUAUGUGUUAGGCAUAAGCUAGGGUUAAGCAAUAACAACAGAAUUAUUCCCUAAACUCCUCUCUCUCACACUCAACCGCCGACCCCGUUCCUCCUCUCCCAACCGUCGGCCACCACCUUGGUGGCCCGAUCUCCUCUCAUCUCAACCCUAAUACCCCUUCUAUCUCACCCCAAAUCCCUAAUUCGCGUAUCAAUCCAAUCCCUAAAUCGCACACCUAGGUCCGUGCUCUUUCAUGGUGUGCGUAGUUGUUUUCCUGUGGGCAUAUCAGUUUGGUUAUACUUAUAGUUUAGUUAGCUACACAACAUAGUAAUGAAAAGAAUGGUACCAAUAUGUUAGUUGUUCUGACAUUUAACCUUUGUCCUGUGAGAUGUCAGUAGUAAAUGCCUGUCUUAAGUCAUCUAGAGUAUGCUAGUUGCCUUCUGGAACAAGCACACUGUUAAACCUAUUUCUGCUGUGGAACCAUUGUUACCAAUUGGCCUUGUUUUUUAGUUAAGUGAACACCAGAUUUAGUAAUGUUCUUGAUAUCUCUUUUUCCUGGUGUUAUUUGAUGUCAUAUCUCUGAGCCUGAUAUGGAUGAAUCUAUUCGAAAUUCAGGAUAGCUUCCAUUGGGAUUUUAUUGUAUGGUUAUAAAGACAAGCAAUGGUG